GAUUCUGUGGAGUUGAUUAAUUUCUUCGAUCAGCUUCACGAGGUCGCGGGCUGUAAUUCGAUAGCCUCUCUCUUCGACCUCCAUCAAAACUUCUAGGGUUAGGGUUUUGGAAUCUCUCCCGCGACCUCCGAAUUGAGAAAGGAGUGAAGAAAGAUGUGGCACGAGGCGCGGAGGUCGGAGAGGAAGGUCCACGACCUGAUGGACGCGGCCCGGAAGCGGGCGCAGCGGCGCGCGCUCUUCCUCGCCAAGCGGCGGGGCGACCCCCAGCAGUCGCUCCAGAUCGUCGGAUCUCGAUGCCGCGUCUACCGCGACGAUGGCCUCUACCAGGCCGCCCAGGACCAGCAGGGCCUGAUACCAUGGAAUGGAAAACAGGAUAUUUUGAUUGACAGAUUUGAUGGUCGUGCUUUGCUUGAUUUCAUUCGAGACUCUAGUUCUAGGCCUUUUCGAGUUCAAGAGAAGACUGAGGAAGAAGAAGAGUUAGAAGAGUUUGUUAAUUUUGAGCGUUAUCGGGAUUUAAUUAAGCAUCGGCGUAGAGGAUUUACUGAUGAGGAGGGUUUGCAACAUGUUCACCAAGAAUUGGAGGCAAAGACUGCUGUUCCCUUUGCUUUGGAGAGACCACAUUCAUUACAAGCUCCAGCGAGCAAAGGUUCAUACUCGCAGGUGGGGUUCUCCUACAAAGGCGAUGGUAAUGAAGAAUCCCAUCAUCUGGACAGCGAUGAUGAGGAUGAAGAUGAUGAAGAUGAUGAUGAUGAGAAAGACUUCAGUAGUGAUGAUAGUAAUGACGAAGGAAUGGAAAAGAUUGCAAAAGAAUUUGGUGUCAAGAGAUAUAACUGGCUAGUUUACAUGGAUAAAAAAGCCAAGGAGGAAGAGAAACGACAGAAAGAAGUAAUUAAAGGGGAUCCGGCAAUUAGAAAAUUGAGUCGCAAGGAAAGAAGGAAAGCUUCUCAGAUGGAAAGGGAAAGAGAGAGGGAAGCAGCACGUUCAAUUGGAAGAGCACCCCAUCAUGAUCCCUACAGGGAGCCACGGCGAAGUCCCACAUAUGAAGCUUAUCCUCGCUCCAGAAUGUCCAGAUCCAGGUCACAAUCAUAUUCACCUUCACAUUCAAGACGACAUGAUCGCAGUUCUCAUGCUGAUAAUGGACAUCGGAGCAAGCCAAAGCCGCCCAAAAUUGAGUAUAUUACAGAAUUUGGAGGUUCAACUGACAUGGAUGACCAAAAAGUGGAAGGAAUCUCCCCACCAUCAUCUCCAUUGCAAGCUGAUCUACUGAACCGGUCAUCUGGUAGUCAAAUUCUUGAGGCACUUCAUGUUGAUCCUGCAUCUGCUCUAUCCCUCGAACGGGAAAAGAGUACCAGAAUGUCGAAACCAUCAGUCAGUGCCAGCACAUCAUCAUCAGCAAUAGCGAAACUAAGCAAGACUGCUACUGGGGGUCCUUUAAAAACCCAACUAGGUGAAAAGAAAGAAACUCCACAGGAACGUCUGAAAAGGAUAAUGAGUAAACAACUGAAUAAACAAAUUCGAAAAGAUACUGCUGCCGAGAUGGCGAAGAAGCGGGAGCAGGAACGCCAGAGGCAGGAAAAGCUUGCAGAAACAAGUAGAAUAAGUCGCUACAGGUAUCGUAGCCGUAGCAGAAGCCGGAGCUGUUCUCCACCAAGAAGACGACAACAUGGUAGAAGCUGCAGCAGGAGCAGGAGCAGGAGCAGGAGCAGGAGCCCUCGUCGAUACUACUCCAGAUCGCGUUCCCGUUCUUUCUCCCGAUCACGUUCCCCAAGGUUACGAAGUCGGUCCAGACACUGAAGCAUUGUGAUUAAGCUAAAGUGGAUUCUGAUAGUUUUGUAAGCUAUCUUUAUAGGAUUCUGGGCUGUAUGUGAAUUCAAUUCUGCCUGAUUAACAUUCACUGCCCUUGUUCUUCGGUGUUAGUAUUGAUCAUGUUUUGUGUAAAGAACAUGUCAGCAAGAGGUUCUCUGCAUGAAACUCUGCAUCUUUCUUGGUAACUCCAUUUGAGGGAACUCUCUCUCUCUAAACACCUA
Messenger RNA from Phoenix dactylifera (date palm), 2027 nucleotides. Its product is annotated as CLK4-associating serine/arginine-rich protein. Lineage: Eukaryota; Viridiplantae; Streptophyta; Magnoliopsida; Arecales; Arecaceae. The record is from RefSeq and is a predicted model, not a curated record.